Molecule: messenger RNA, 1605 nt
Organism: Parascedosporium putredinis
Lineage: Eukaryota; Fungi; Ascomycota; Sordariomycetes; Microascales; Microascaceae
Source: the annotation of a GenBank genome assembly
AUGAGGCCUGAAAUGAGCUGGAAGCGGAGUAUCCUGAUCUUUAUUCCCUACGAUAUUAUCAGCACUAUAUUAUUGUCUUCUGCUGAUAAUAUCGCUGGCCUAUGUGGAGAGAGCACAGGCGCCAAAGAUCUACAACCCGUUGCAAACCUACGUUUUAAUAGAGAUCCCGGCUCGCCAACUGCCGUGGGUUUAGCGCGUGCGUGGCUUAAAACCUGUGUCGACGACCACGAGUCAUGUCGUAGCCAUACACAAGGGUACCGGCCUAGGAGGCUAAUCAAGUCCCUCUCGUAUGCCGCGCUGUCAAACAUAACAGGAGACGGUGCGGGGCUAAAGUUGCGAUCGCAUCCCAUCGUGGGGCUCUAUGAGCCGGUGAAUGUGGAUGCGCUGCCACGAGUGAUUAUAGAUGGGAUUCGAGUAACAUAUGAUCUCGGCCUAGAAUACAUUUGGGUUAGCACUUUGUGCAUCGUUCGAGAUGACGUAGCAGAUAAGCGCCGGCAUAUUUCGGAACUCCAUCAAAUUUAUCUAGGUGCUACCAUCACAAUCGUGGCUGAUAGGUGUGAGAAUGACGACCAGGGGUUCCUUGGCCUGCGGAGCCUACCAUACGACGAGAAAACCACCACAUGUUUUAAGAUCAACUACGAGGCUGCCGGAGGCAUUUCGGGACAGCUGAUCCUCGUUCCAGAACCGUCUCCACAGUUAAGCUUGCGCGGGCCUGGCGCUGGCAGUGCGUGGACAUAUGUGGAAUCCCUUAUUUCUAGGCGAAUUCUUUCUUUGAUUGACUUCAGCGACGGGUUCGUUAACGAUAAGGACAUGCAUCCCUUCCGCGACUAUAACCCGGCAUGGAACAGUAUUAUAUCACCCUUCUCUACCCUUGAGAUGCCCGAUCCUUCUCAACGGCUCGAUCUUCUUUCAGUCAUUGCGCGAUACUAUAGUAUGAUAAAGAAUACGACCAAGGACGAGUACUUUGCUGGGAUCUGGAAGUCAACCCUCCCCCAAAGCCUCCUAUGGUCUAGAGAGGACCAUAUAGAACCGAAACGUUAUCCUGGGCCAUUGAUUGCGCCAUCUUGGUCCUGGGUGGCACCUAAUUGUGGGAUAUCACGUCCGGAAUAUCGGCCUCAUCUGGACGAUUUAUUCGCGGUAGUAGAUCUCUACAUCCAGCCCACCCACGAAGAUCUGCCCUGGGGCUCGAUGAAAUCAACUGAGCUGACACUACGAGGCUCAGCGACGGGUGCUUGGUGGUCCCAUGACGGCUCAAGUUUUACUUCGCUUUCGAAUAUCAUCUCUUUGCAAGAUUUCAACUGCUCCAAUGAUGAAGCGCUGCCAUAUAUCCGGUUUAAGAGCGAUUAUACCCCACCCGAGUUUAUCAAGGGCGACUCAGCUUACGUGGAGGAGGGCGUGAAGAUUGCUCUCAUUCUACUUUUGGUUUCCGUUGAGAAACCUAUUCAGAGAUCAUUAAGCGGUUUGGGUCUGAGGGAGGUAGAAGGCGGAAAAUAUAGAAGAGUUGGCCGUUUUGAUAUAUAUGUAGACUCUGAUGUCCCUACAGCAUUUGCAGACACUCUGAUUCACUUUCUUGGGGAUGGUGUUCGACAGUUUACUAUCAUUUAG